Messenger RNA from Staurois parvus, 340 nucleotides. The record is from the annotation of a GenBank genome assembly. Lineage: Eukaryota; Metazoa; Chordata; Amphibia; Anura; Ranidae.
GCAGCAAAACAUGGCAACCAUGCCGACGGUCAGGGUAGGCUCAUGUACAUGCCUGUCUGUGCUGCCUAUCAGUGUCAGUCAGUGCCGCCUAUCAGUGCCACCUAUCAGUGUCAGUCAGUGCCACCUAUCAGUGCCAGUCAGUGCCGCCUAUCAGUGCCAGUCAGUGCUGCCUAUCAGUGCUGCCUAUCAGUCCCAUAUAUCAGUGCCACGUAUCAGUGCUGCUGCCUUUCAGUACCCAUCACUGAUGCCUGUCAAUGCCCAUCAGUGCCACCUACCAGUGCCUCCUCAUCAGUGCCCAUCAGGUGCCACCUAUCAGUGUGAGUCAGUGCAGCCCUAUUCG